AUGGCACUCUUUGCAUUAUGCUGCACGGCAGACAUUCCGAGCGAAAAACUCAACAAAUUCCUCCAUGAGACCUAUCGCAAUAGCAGCAAGAUGGAUUGUCAACCAAGUCUCUUUCUCAUCUCGUCUUUGAAUGAUCUUAAUGCAAGUCAAGAACUCAUCGCGAGUCAAACACCUGUGCAACCAUUCUCGUCGCCCUUUCUCGGCCAGUCUGCAGAGGACACAGCAAAACUCCUUCAGUCACACAUUAACAAGUUGCCAACCUCUAACCUCCACCCAACUCUCCUCGUCAUCCUAGACGAAGAAUCAAUAUUCUCGGAUUCUGGUCUUAUUGUCCAGAUCAAAAAUAGCGUUGUACAUUCUGUACGCGUACAUUUUGACACGAUCAAUGCGGAGUUGAUCAGGAUUAUGAUGAUCACUUUCGAUAUCAAGGAGACUCAAGGGCUUGUAGGGGAAAAUGGUGUGUUUAGGACGAAGCCGCCGGAUGAGAGUAAGAAGGGGAGACCUGCGCCGAGGAAGAAGUUAGGUUGAACUGUUCCUUAGGAUCAGAGUCUGGUUUUUCUUCUUGAGCUUAACAUAUACGCUGCAGCACUUCUGAUAAGUCUCGUGUGCGUGUUCAGAUGAGGCGGCAGACAGCAAACGAUUGAGCAAAAUGUUAGCCUUCGAUUACAGUGGUUG
Aureobasidium pullulans EXF-150 is the source of this 675-nucleotide messenger RNA. RefSeq lists its product as uncharacterized. The record is from RefSeq and is a predicted model, not a curated record. The transcript is spliced from 2 exons. Bases 1 to 528 code for a protein of 175 amino acids. Lineage: Eukaryota; Fungi; Ascomycota; Dothideomycetes; Dothideales; Saccotheciaceae.